Molecule: messenger RNA, 1934 nt
Organism: Telopea speciosissima
Lineage: Eukaryota; Viridiplantae; Streptophyta; Magnoliopsida; Proteales; Proteaceae
Product: very-long-chain aldehyde decarbonylase CER3
Exons: 11
Coding region: 49-1911 (620 amino acids)
Biological process (GO): lipid biosynthetic process
Molecular function (GO): iron ion binding; oxidoreductase activity
Source: RefSeq, a predicted model, not a curated record
UUAGAAGAUCAUCAAGAGCAAAGGGAAGUAAAGAAGGAGAGCUUGAAAAUGGUUGCCGCUUUGUCUAGAUGGCCAUGGGAAAACUUGGGCAAUUUCAAGUAUCUGUUAUAUGGUCCUCUUCUAACAAAAUUCUUCCUUUCAAGACUGUGGGAGGAGGAAACCCAAAAGGAUAAUUGGUGUUUUCAUAUUCUCAUCAUCUGUUGUCUUAGAGGUUUCAUUUAUCAGUUAUGGAGCUCUUACAAUGGCAUGCUUUUCCGUACUCAACAUCGUCGAAUUCAUCAAAGUGAUUGCGAUUUUAAGCAAAUUGACAGGGAAUGGAACUGGGAUAAUUUCAUAAUUCUUCAUGCUUUCCUUGCAUCUCUUGCUUGUUACUGCUUUCCAUUCUUAUCCAAUCUUCCUGUUUGGAACACAAAAGGGUUCAUCUAUGCUUUGAUACUUCACAUAUGUAUCUCAGAGCCUCUAUACUAUGUUAUACAUAGAUGCUUCCAUACUGAUUCUCUAUUUACCAAUUAUCAUUCAUUUCACCAUGGUUCUCCAAUACCUCACCCUUUCACAGCUGGCAAUUCAACUCUUCUAGAACAUUUGAUAUUGAGUGUAAUUAUAGGGGUACCUAUACUUGGAGCUUCCAUGACUGGAUAUGGAUCAAAGGGUUUGAUCUAUGGCUAUAUAUUGAUGUUUGAUUUCUUCAGAUGCUUGGGACAUAGCAGUGUAGAAGUAGUUCCACAUGUGAUCUAUGAGACUUUUCCAUUUCUCAAGUAUCUUCUUUAUACACCGACAUAUCACAACCUCCACCACUCAGAGAUGACUACCAAUUUCUGCCUCUUUAUGCCUCUCUUUGACGCUUUGGGGAAGACAUUAAACCCGAAAUCAUGGGAGUUGCACAAGAAGAAUAGUUCAGGAAACAAAACGAGAGUACCAGAUUUCAUUUUCCUAGCCCAUGUCGUCGACGUGAUGCAGUCGAUGCACGUACCGUUCGUUUACCGAUCGUUCUCAUCGAUGCCGUAUACGACCAGAUUGUUUCUGUUCCCUUGUUGGCCGUUUGCAUUUGUGGUGAUGAUACUAAUGUGGGCUUCACCCAAGGCCUUCAUGGUGAGUUCAUACAGUCUUAAGGGUCGAUUGCAACACACAUGGACGGUUCCUAGGUAUGGUUUUCAGUAUUUCUUGCCGUUUGGUUUAGAUAGCAUUAAUAAACGAAUAGAAGAAGCCAUCCUCAAGGCCGACCGCUUAGGUGUGAAAGUCAUCAGCCUUGCAGCAUUAAAUAAGAAUGAAGCUCUUAAUGGAGGAGGUACAUUAUUCGUUGAGAAAAACCCAAAUCUCAAAGUACGAGUGGUCCAUGGAAACACUUUGACAGCUGCUGUGAUUCUAAAUGAGAUUAAGGAAGAUAUUAAGGAGGUGUUUCUAAAUGGUGCUACUUCAAAGCUGGGAAGGGCCAUUGCUCUUUAUCUAUGUCGUCGACGAGUUCGUGUAAUGAUGCUGACCCUAUCAACUGAUAGAUUCCAAAAUAUUCAGAAGGAAGCAGAACCUGAGUUCCAAAGCUUCUUAGUGCAAGUAACAAAGCACCAAGCAGCCCAAAACUGUAAGACAUGGAUAGUGGGGAAGUGGUUGACACCAAGAGAACAAAGCUGGGCUCCACGAGGGACUCAUUUCCAUCAAUUUGUGGUCCCAAAUGUGAUCCCAUUCAGAAGAGACUGUAGUUAUGGUGAUCUAGCUGCUAUGAGACUUCCUUCAGAUGUGGAGGGCCUUGGUUCAUGUGAGUACACCAUGGAAAGAGGAGUUGUCCAUGCCUGUCAUGCAGGUGGCUUGGUUCAUCUACUCGAAGGAUGGACUCAUCAUGAAGUCGGAGCCAUUGAUGUGGAGAGGAUCGAUGUAGUGUGGAAAGCUGCAUUAAAACACGGUUUAAGCCCAGUCUAAGCACCAUCGUCAAUCUAGAACCA